AGUCAUUCAGUAAUCAACAAAUAUAUUCAUAUGAAACCCAAAAUAAAAUAAAAUAAACACUUUUCAAGAAAAAAAUAAAAUACUGAGUACUAAACUGGAAACCCUUUAUAAGCAAAAAGACCAAAAGUUAAAAGUUAAUUAAGAUUUGGUUUAAGGCGCUUUGCUUUAUUAGAGAGGAAGGAACGAACCAUCAUAGAAAUCUCUCCUUCGUUCAAGUUUUUCUCUACUGUGUUGGUUGAGCAAUCGAGUGAUGGUUAUUGCGGUGGCGACGACGAGCUCCAUUGUUUCCGGAAUCAAGCUUUCAGGGAUCUUAACUUCGUUCAACGCCGUAGAUGAUGCGUCCAGUAGUUGCGGAAGAAGCAACUUGACCGGAGUUAGAAUUUUUCCGACAUUGAGUCGGCGACGAUUCUCAUCGAUCGGAGCUGUUUCCCCAAUUCGUGGGGAUGCUCAAUCUUCCUUUAGUCGCAGCUCUUUCGCUUGCUCUCAGAAUCUCGGUUUGAGCGGUGGAUUUAGUGCAGCUGAAGCUCUGCCACCUGCUUGUGCAAAUGCUAGCCCUUCUUCCAUUAAAUCUUUCAACCAGUUGAUUGAAACCUUGAUUGAUCGGGUUGAUCUAUCUGAAACUGAGGCUGAAUCAUCUCUUGAGUUUUUGCUGAAUGAGGCAAACGAGGCGCUGAUCAGUGCCUUUCUAGUUCUUCUGAGAGCUAAAGGAGAGACAUACGAAGAGAUUGUGGGGUUAGCUAGGGCAAUGAUGAAGCAUGCCAGGAAAGUGGAAGGAUUAGUUGAUGCUGUGGACAUAGUUGGAACAGGUGGUGAUGGAGCAAACACAGUCAAUAUAUCAACUGGAUCUUCAAUACUUGCUGCAGCUUGUGGUGCAAAAGUAGCAAAGCAAGGGAAUCGUUCAAGUUCUUCUGCUUGUGGAAGUGCUGAUGUACUAGAGGCACUAGGAGUGGUUCUGGACUUGGGACCAGAGGGCAUUAAAAGAUGUGUUGAAGAAGGGGGGAUCGGUUUUAUGAUGUCACCAAUGUAUCAUCCAGCUAUGAAGAUCGUUGGUCCUGUUCGGAAAAAGCUUAAAAUUAAAACUGUUUUUAACAUAUUGGGACCUAUGCUUAAUCCUGCUAGAGUUUCUUAUGCUGUCGUUGGUGUAUACCACAAAGAUCUGGUUGUUAAGAUGGCAAAGGCACUGCAACGAUUUGGAAUGAAAAGAGCACUGGUGGUUCAUUCAUGUGGUCUAGACGAAAUGAGUCCGUUAGGAGGAGGACUAGUUUAUGAUGUAACUCCGGAAAAGAUCGAAGAAUUCUCAUUCGACCCAUUGGACUUUGGUAUUCCUCGUUGUACUCUUGAGGAUUUGCGAGGUGGAGGUCCAGACUACAAUGCGGAUGUGCUAAGACGUGUGCUUUCAGGGGAAAGUGGAGCAAUUGCGGAUUCAUUGAUCCUAAACGCAGCUGCAGCUCUUCUGGUUAGCAACCGAGUUCAAACGCUAGCUGAAGGAGUAACCGUGGCACGUGAAGUACAAUCGUCUGGGAAAGCUAUCAAGACGCUUGAUUCUUGGAUAAACAUCUCAAACUUAGCUCAGAAAUCUCAGUGACCAGAAGAGGCUUAUGAUAUUGUUGUAUUCAACGGAUCACCUUUGCAAGCAAUUGUAGAUGAAGAUGGAGGCAAUGUGCCAAAGGAAGAAGCUGGAGUUAUUUGUAACUUAAGUUUUCUUUGUCAAACAAUAAAGAGAAGAGACCGGAGCGAGCUCUAUACACAUUCAUCAUGUAAACACUACAACAAUAAUCUUUAAUAAAAUGAAUAAAUCUGUUUUACUCAAACGGAGUUCAGAUUCAUCAUUGGGAUACAAAUCAAACCUAAGUAGUAAGUAGAAAAACAAAAUUAUAAAAUUAGUCCUAACAUUGAAUCACAGACCAUAAUCUUGUUCCGAAGUUCUUCACUAAUUCUGCAACUACACCUAAAAUAUCAUCAUCGUCAUGGUGUCUAUUCUUUGGAGACUUUCACACGCAUCUCUGUCGGUUUGAUGAGCUUGAACGUACAAACAUCUCCGACCAGUAAACCUAACUCCUUGGCCAAACGACUCCAUCCACCAGAGAAUCUUGAUUGUACAUCAG
This is a messenger RNA of Arabidopsis thaliana (thale cress), 2105 nucleotides long. It is a transcript of the gene TRP1, whose product is annotated as tryptophan biosynthesis 1. Gene Ontology annotation, cellular component: chloroplast. Bases 251 to 1585 code for a protein of 444 amino acids. The record is from RefSeq and is marked reviewed. The transcript has 9 exons. Gene Ontology annotation, molecular function: pentosyltransferase activity; anthranilate phosphoribosyltransferase activity; glycosyltransferase activity. Gene Ontology annotation, biological process: L-tryptophan biosynthetic process. NCBI's taxonomy places the organism in Eukaryota, Viridiplantae, Streptophyta, Magnoliopsida, Brassicales, Brassicaceae.